Messenger RNA from Tarenaya hassleriana, 615 nucleotides. RefSeq names its product protein EPIDERMAL PATTERNING FACTOR 1. Gene Ontology annotation, biological process: guard cell differentiation; stomatal complex development. The coding region runs from base 77 to 460 and encodes 127 amino acids. NCBI's taxonomy places the organism in Eukaryota, Viridiplantae, Streptophyta, Magnoliopsida, Brassicales, Cleomaceae. The record is from RefSeq and is a predicted model, not a curated record. The transcript has 2 exons.
UAUCUUACAAUUCUUUCAUGUGACUCCCCUCUUGUCCGCCGUGAUCCUCUUCAAUUCAACCGGGUUCCCUCUAAAUAUGUCACCCCCGACCCCUCUCUCUCUCACCGACACUCUCAAAUCCGUUCUCAUGAAGUCUACUCUUCGUCUCCUCCUCCUCCUUUUCCUUGUUCUCGUUGGCGUUUCACGCUCACGCCCCCAUCCACACUCCUUAUCAUCAGGUCAUCGCCAUGGUUCGGUGAGUGGAAGGGCGAAUCGGGGAUCUCUUCGCGGGGGUCGCAAGGGACAAGACACGGUUCAGGUGGCGGGGUCAAGGUUGCCAGACUGUUCGCACGCGUGCGGGUCGUGCUCGCCGUGUAGGCUCGUGAUGGUUAGCUUUGUGUGCGCGUCGCUGGAGGAGGCCGAGACAUGUCCCAUGGCUUACAAGUGCAUGUGCAACAACAAGUCCUACCCCAUCCCCUGAUUGAUUUUCUCUUCUUCCACUCUCACGCGUUUUUGUUGAUCUCUACAUCUUUCUCCAAGUAGAGCUUUUGUGGGGUUCUUUUCUCUGUGAAUUUGAUGGAACGGUCUCAGUUUCUCUGCAUGAUUUCUUAUACACUUGGAUUCUCUCAAGGUUGA